GUUGGUACAGUCUCUUUCGGGCUUCAGUUUCUUUACCAAGACUGGGGGGAGGGGAAGGUGUAUUUUACUCCCCUUGAUCUAUCUGUCUGUUUAUCUCUCUGUCUGUCUGUCUGUCUACAAGUCUACUAACACUGCGAAUUUCUGCGGAUCUAUUCGAUAACUCGCAUAUUUUUCAACAUUUCAAAAAAUUACAUAUUCCCUUUACAUUCUAUUGAUUGAUUAGAGCACUAACUGUGUGCUUGUGUCUGUGUCUGUGUAUCUGUGAGUUAAGACAGCCAGAAAAGAGGAGCACAGUUUAAACACUCUAUCGAAAUUGCAAUUAAUUAAUUAAAAAACAUAAAAAUAUGCAAACUGAUGGUAGUGGUCAUGCUGAUGUCGGCGGCGGCGGCAUUUCAGUACAGAUUCGUCGAAUUUUUCCAAGAUGGUUUUCAAAAUUCAUUAUUGGAUUAUACAUGGCAACACCAUCUUUAUUCGACAAAGUAUCACCAAUGCUGUUGAGAUCAUUUCUAUCCGGAAAUUUUGAAAAUGUUUUCUCUCUGAUAAUUGAUUUUUUCAUUCGUCCAAGUGUGGCGCUUGCAGACUAUGACAUCUCGGAUAGAAGAUCGUCUGCAAUGUCUUCGCUGCUCUUGUUGUUCGCCUUGUUCGAAGGAAUGUGUGGCUUUGUUUUGCCAAUAUGCUCAGCUUUCCGAGUGUCGAAUGGAUCACCGAAGCGUCACUACUAUGAAGAUUUCUUAAUCUUUCAAAUUUGUCUAUCACUUGUUGCAUUGGCCUACCUACAGUCGCUAAUAUGCUAUUAUGAUCGUAAGGAGAAUCUACGUCGUAAACAUGAAUUAAUGUUCAUGAAUCAAGUGAAUGAGGCUAGACGUAUGUGGUCAGAUCAAAGUCUAUCAGAUACAGAGAAUAAUGAUAUCGACGAGGAAGGUGGUGAUCAGCAUCACCGACAUCAACAGCAGCAGGAGCAGGAGCCUCAUCAUCACUGGGAUAUGGUAGUGAGAAAGAAUGAGGAUAAACUACGCUUAGUCACUUUUAAUGAUCCACACGAGAUAGUUAAUACUGAGUCGAAUGUUAUUACUGCUCAUCCCAAAUCGAUUGAUUCGUCGAAUAUAAAAAACUCGGGGGAUCAAAUUGUUCAAGAAGAGAGUAGUAUUAGUUCAAAGGAGAACGAAGAUAGAUUCAAAUCGUAUAACAAUAUGUUGAAAAUGAACAAGUCAGAACAAAGUGAUCAAAAGUCACCGACAUUGAGUGUUACAUUUGCCAGUCCUGUCAUUAAUAAUAAGCGUAAUGGUAAACAUACUUUGAUUACGAACAGUAAUUAUAACGAAGGGGAUUCUGAAGAGGUGAAGAAACUGAAGGCUAACAGCAUCAUCAACAACAACAAUAACAACAACCAUGAUAAUGAGACAAACAGAUCACCAAAAAUGGGACAAAUUGCUUCGAGAGCAGCAGCUAGAAAAAUGAAAUUCUUUGGUGAAGACUACAAUGGCAGUACUACUAAUGGGAAUACAAAUGGUAGUAGUAUGAAUUAUAACCAUAAUAAUGAAAAUAAUGACGAUAGUAAUAAUAACAAUACUCAUAAUAACAAGACUGAAGAUACUACCAAUAGCAUUAUCAUUGAGGCGAACAACACCAUUCUGCCACGGAAUGAUGUAUCAGUUUCACAGAAACCAUCAAACAACUGUACUUCUGAUAAUGAUGAUGAUGCUAAUAAUAAUGUAAAACAGAAUAGUAGUCAUUUCGAUCAGAUCAAUAAUUGUAAUUACUUGGCAAAAAGAUCAAAAGAACAGAGAAUUUCAAUACCGAGAGGGAAAAUGACUAAUUGUUGUGGUCGACGUCCGGAGAGAAACAAAAAACGUCAGUCAUUUCAUCCAUUAGCUAUUAUUUUCGGUGAUAAACCAAGUGGAUCAAAACGUGAAUGUUACUUUUCACGAGAUACUGAAGGUGUGAAUUUGUAUUUACGCUUGGGAGCUGUCGGUUUUGGUUUCGGUGUUAUGAUAUUCGAUGGUUUCAAAAUAGCUGAACCAUGGGAAAAGACGUCAAGCACCGGGGGUGACUGUCAUGGACAAUUAUGGAUUCCUCUACAUAUAUUACAUUUUAUCUAUGUUUUUUGGCAGACAUAUUUUCUAUUUAAACAUCAUCGGGUUGUAUUCAAUGUACAGAAAUUUGUUCUCCGCUUCUUUCUAUGCCAUUUGGCUGUAGCCAAUCUUUGCCAGUGGUUGAAGACAAUUGUUGAUGAAAUCGGUAGUGAACCAUCACAUGAGGGUGGAGGAGGAGGAGCAGGAGCAGCUGGUGGCGGCGGAGUCUCUGCAGGCGGAGAAGGUGGAGAGUCGAAUCGAACAAGUCAUGAAUUUGCUUUGCCGAUUGAAUAUUUUCUAGAACCUCAAGCUGAUUCAGAUACAAAUUUACACGAAUAUUCACAUGGUGCAAGUUCACCAAGUUUUAAUUUAACUAAUCUGGCCAAUAUGGUAUUGUCAGAUGGGAAGAAAACAACGUCUAGUGUGUCACCACUGCAUUUGGAUCAUGGGAGCUCGACUAUGCAAACUGCAGGUGUAGCAGCUUGUGGUUCGACAGUGAAAAAACUCGCCCCCUUUUUAUUUCCAUGUGCUAUUGAAUACAGUCUAAUUGCUGGUGCUAUCUUCUAUAAAAUGUUCGAGAAAGUUGGACAUGUACGCAAGGAAUCAGAACGUUUGGAGAAAUUGCGUAAGGCCAAUUUGAAGACAAAACAAUUCUCUGAAUGUCAUCGUUCGCAUAAAGGAUUAUUUGUUGGCCUGCUAAUAUUUAUGGCUACACUAGUUGCUAUGAGCCUAUUCUUUAUAUUCAUUGUUAAAAAUGAAACAAAGAAUACAGCGAUCACAUUGUAUCAAGGCACAGAAUUAGUACUGCUGUCUGUUAGUACAAUCACAUGUAUUAUCAGUCUGUUUCGUUUAAGAGCACUGAAGUUAAGUGAUUUGUCCGAAGAAGUGGCAUUCGAUGAUAACUUACUGUUAAUUGGUUUAGUUGGAAUGUUAUUCUACGAUUUAUUUCUACUUGUGCCUGCUUUGGAGGCUAUACCGAAUGGUGCGAUUGCAGCAAAAUUGUACACAGCUAAAUCUAUACUUGAAAUGAUACAGUCUAUGUUACAGGUAUUUUUCAUCCUUGAAGCAUCAAGACGUUGUGCUGGUACACUAGAACAUGUACAAAAUAAACCAGGCCGUACAAUGAUUACAUUUUUAUUAGUUUUAAAUUUAGCUAUGUGGUUUGUGAAUACUUUUGAAGUGAAACGUGCUGAUAAUCAUAGUAUCCAUAUUAAUUAUUAUUCAUCUAUGGCAUGGAGAAUUAUUACGCAUAUUGCUCUCCCGUUGAUUGUAUUCUUUCGUUUUCAUUCAACUGUCUGCCUAUCCGAUAUCUGGGCAAAUGCUUAUCGUUUUAGAACAGAAUAAGAAUAAUGCACUAGAUAACGUUUGAAUUGGAUUCUGCCUUGUUAUAUGCAUGCAUACACGUAUAUAUUAUUCAUCACCUUCUCAUGUCUGUUUUUUCCCCUUCUCCUUCUUCGUCUCGUUGUCAAUACACCGCUUUCUCUCCCCUUCUUGUUGUCUAUUCUUCUUGAGAUACAGAGUGACACAGGAAAGAAGGAUAGAUGGAUGGAUGAGACGACUUCAGCAGGUUAAGUGUAGUGUAGUGUGGAGUAGAAUAGACAAGUU
Molecule: messenger RNA, 3677 nt
Organism: Trichobilharzia regenti
Lineage: Eukaryota; Metazoa; Platyhelminthes; Trematoda; Strigeidida; Schistosomatidae
Source: the annotation of a GenBank genome assembly